AUGGACUCGUCGGCAAGCUCCUCAGAUUUUUCAAAAUUUGAACAGUAUAUCAACAAAUUUCCUACAAAUGCAAUGGACUCGUUGAAAGAUAAAUAUGGUGAAUAUUUUGAUUUUGCAAUUCUACGAAGUGAACUUUCUAUUAUAUACUCAUCAACUGAAUUUCAUAAAGUAAAUAUUCAUGAACUUUGGAUGUAUCUCAAAUCUACUGGCUUAUCAGAUAGCCUACCACAGGUUACACAAUUAGCAUCAUUGAUUGUAACCAUUCCAGCAACAAGUGCAGGAGCUGAACGCUCAUUUUCCUGCUUAAAAAGAAUAAAGACACAUCUCAGAAACUCCCAGUCCCAAAAUAGACUUUCAGAUCUGUCUCUUUUGACAAUUGAGAUGCGAUUGUUGACCACAAUUCAAAACCAAAAUUCAUUUUAUAAUAAUGUAAUUGAUGAUUUCACUAAAAAAACAAGAAGAAUCGAUUUAAUUUAUAAAUAA
This is a messenger RNA of Myzus persicae (green peach aphid), 483 nucleotides long. RefSeq lists its product as uncharacterized. Bases 1 to 483 code for a protein of 160 amino acids. Gene Ontology annotation, molecular function: protein dimerization activity. The record is from RefSeq and is a predicted model, not a curated record. The transcript is spliced from 2 exons. NCBI's taxonomy places the organism in Eukaryota, Metazoa, Arthropoda, Insecta, Hemiptera, Aphididae.